This is a messenger RNA of Drosophila hydei, 1024 nucleotides long. RefSeq names its product telomere length and silencing protein 1 homolog. The transcript has 3 exons. The record is from RefSeq and is a predicted model, not a curated record. Gene Ontology annotation, biological process: mRNA splicing, via spliceosome. Gene Ontology annotation, cellular component: spliceosomal complex. Bases 93 to 992 code for a protein of 299 amino acids. Lineage: Eukaryota; Metazoa; Arthropoda; Insecta; Diptera; Drosophilidae.
ACAACCUAUCGAUAUUGUGGAAACGCAUUGUAAACAAAUAAACAAUUUAGCUUCUUUUAAUUUUAAAGUUAAGAUUUAUAUAAAUUAAAAAUAUGCAAGCUGAAGAUAAAGAACAUAACAAAGUGGCGGAAGAACCUAACAAAGUAGUUUUCAAGAAAUCAUCACGCAAAAAUCUGCGACAGCGCAAAAAUUCUGAGGACGGCGACGAGGAGCAUCUCACUCUUGAUGAAAUCAAGGAGCGACAACGUUUACGUCAGCGUCCAAAUGGCGUUAGCCUAGUGGGCCUGGCGCUUGGCAAGAAAGUGGCGCCGGAGGAGGAGCUGGCCAUCAAAGAUCCGUUCAAUGUGAAAAUCGGAGGACUAGUCAACAUGCAAACAAUAAAAUCUGGCAAAAUGAAGGAAGCUGAUGAUGCAUAUGACGUGGGCAUUGGCACACAGUUUUCAGCUGAGACUAACAAGCGCGAUGAAGACGAGGAAAUGAUGAAAUACAUUGAGCAAGAGCUGCAAAAACGCAAAGGCGGCGCAGCAGAUGAAAAUUCCAAUGAGAAUGACGACCGCGAUGCACACAAAUACCUCACACCCGAAGAUGCUGCACUUUACGCCUUGCCCGAUCAUCUGCGACAAUCCUCCUCGCACAGAUCCGAAGAAAUGUUGUCCAACCAGAUGCUCAACGGUAUACCCGAAGUAGACCUUGGCAUCCAGGCCAAGAUACACAACAUUGAGGCAACGGAGGAUGCGAAGCAAAAGCUGCUGCAGGAUGCUAAAAACAAAAAGGAUGGACCCUCUCAAUUCGUGCCCACCAAUAUGGCUGUCAACUUUAUGCAGCACAAUCGCUUUAACAUUGAGGACAGCAAUGAACAGCGCAGACGCAAGCGUGAGAAUAAAGAAGCCAACAAUACAUCCGCCAAGAACCAAACAAAUCCAAAUGGUGUCAAACGUGCGACAGAUGACUAUCAUUAUGAUAAGUUUAGGAAACAAUUUCGUCGAUAUUGAAAUAAAGUACAAAGUUUUAAAUAUAUUUAUAG